Messenger RNA from Zophobas morio, 805 nucleotides. RefSeq names its product 5-amino-6-(5-phospho-D-ribitylamino)uracil phosphatase YcsE-like. The record is from RefSeq and is a predicted model, not a curated record. NCBI's taxonomy places the organism in Eukaryota, Metazoa, Arthropoda, Insecta, Coleoptera, Tenebrionidae. The transcript is spliced from 8 exons. Gene Ontology annotation, molecular function: magnesium ion binding; phosphatase activity. Gene Ontology annotation, cellular component: cytosol. Bases 142 to 732 code for a protein of 196 amino acids.
AGUCUACAAUCAGCUAAAAAAUUGGUUACCUCCUUUGAUUUAUAUCAACGCCCCGGAAUUUAUCUGAACGGAGCGCUUGUCUUCGGCCCGGGUGGUGUCCUUCUUAGCGAGAGUACCUGCCCUUCGCACUUGGUCUUAGAAAUGAUGGCUUUCGUGCAGGGCUGCCAAGGGAGAGCCGCUAUUAACAUAUCUUGUGGAGACAAAUUUUAUGCUCCAGAUCCUUCGGAGUCCUCAUGGUCUACUUACCUUCACCGCGAAUAUGGAGACCCUUGCCCGUUGCCGUUGAAGCUUGGCUACGACACUCAGGAAGAGGAUCUUCCCGCGUGUCAUUUGCUUCACAUUGUGUCAUCCCCGAAGUAUCUGGAUGAAAUUCUGCCGGAAAUUUAUGGGAUUUGCUCUCGGUACGAUGUUGCUCUUGCCAAGAGUUUGCCUACGGAUGUCUCGAUCACUUGCGCUGUAGCCACUAAGGGUCAAGGUCUUGAACUGCUCUGCAGGCAUCUCGGGGUUGACCCUGGAACAGACGUUCUUGCGCUGGGAGACAGUCCAAACGACCUGCCAAUGCUGCAGAAAGCCGCCGUAAGCAUCGCGAUGGGCAACGCUACCGACGAGGUUAAGAGAGUGUCCUGUGCUGUGACAAAUGCGAACGGGCACGAAAUAAACGGCGUCUACUACGUUUUAAAGACGUUGAUCUCAAUAAAAAAAAAGUUUACUGAAGAAAAUGCUUUGUGUUGAUAUCAAUAAAUUUGUUAAAUCUGAAAAAGGAAAUUUUUUCUUAUACAUAAUUGCUUGAGGUUGCAAGGAACUC